AUGGCCUCACAAACAUUUCAUUUCCGCGAAGACUUUGAGAGCCCGCGCGACAGCGACUGGAUCCUCGCCGCCUUUGACGGCGCCCUGCCGCACAUGGCCGCCAAGGGCAGCGGUCAGCAGUGGGGGUCCCGGCCCUUUUCCGAGCGCGACGGGGCCCGCGACCGCGUGGCGGGCUGGCUGACCAUGUCGGAAACCUCGCGGCGGCGCCGUGACGGCGACGGCGAGGUCAAGAAAGAUCAAGACGGAGGUGGUGGUGGCGGCGAGGAGGGGCGUCUCUUUAUUGCCGAGGUGGAGCUACCCGCCGACGCCGAUACCGACGCCGAUACAGCGCAAGGCUGGCGCGUGCGCACCGAUGAGACGUCGGGAAAGCGUUUCCUUUCUGUGGCGGCGGGAGGCGUUCGGACUGGGUGGUGGCCGACUUAUUUUCAAGAUUUUGAGCAGACAAAGCAGCUCAUCAAGGAAGCCGAUGCCGAAGGGGGGGUCAUGUAUCUCGAGGUCCUUAUUUCGGAUUUCCGUACGGGUUCCCACCGUAAAGGAGCCGGUGGGGCGCUGGUGGCCAAGAUCAAGGAGUAUGCGCUGUCUCAAGGGGCCAAGACGAUGUAUUUGGAUUGUUUUGCCGGAAAUGGUGGACUUCUGGUCAAGUAA
Molecule: messenger RNA, 645 nt
Organism: Pestalotiopsis fici W106-1
Lineage: Eukaryota; Fungi; Ascomycota; Sordariomycetes; Amphisphaeriales; Sporocadaceae
Exons: 1
Coding region: 1-645 (214 amino acids)
Source: RefSeq, a predicted model, not a curated record